Messenger RNA from Notodromas monacha, 1374 nucleotides. The record is from the annotation of a GenBank genome assembly. NCBI's taxonomy places the organism in Eukaryota, Metazoa, Arthropoda, Ostracoda, Podocopida, Cyprididae.
AUGACUGAUUGCGAGAGACCUUCAGGCGUUGGCAUAAUUGCCAUUGAUAUUUAUUUCCCUGCUCAAUAUGUGGAUCAAUUGGAUCUUGAGAAAUUCGACGGUGUCGAUGAAGGAAAGUACACCAUCGGUUUGGGACAAAAACGCAUGGGAAUUGCAACUGAUCGCGAGGACAUCCAUGCGUUGUGCCUCACCGUGGUCAACAAUCUCAUGGACAAAGCUGGAAUAGCAUGGAAGGACAUCGGACGCCUUGAAGUGGGCACUGAAACAAUCAUAGAUAAGUCGAAGUCCAUCAAAACCGUCCUAUUGCAAUUGUGGGACAAAUACGACCCGAAUGGCGAACGAGACAUGGAAGGAAUCGAUACAAUCAAUGCGUGUUACGGUGGAACUUCAGCGUUAUUCAAUGCUGUGAAUUGGAUUGAAUCGUCUGCGUGGGACGGAAGGUAUGCCCUGGUUGUGAUGGGAGAUAUUGCUAUUUACGGUCCAGGCAAUGGCAGACCAACAAGUGGCGCUGGAGCUGUGGCGAUGAUUAUCGGACCGGAUGCGCCAUUUGCAUUGGAGAGAGGAACCCGGUCAACAUAUGCAGAAAACGCCUACGACUUUUACAAGCCAGAAUUGCACAGAGAAUAUCCUUACAUCGAUGGCCACCUUUCGGUUUCGUGCUAUCUCAAGGCUUUGGAUCGCUGCUACUCAUUGUUCUGUUCCAAGUCGGAAAAACGAGUUUCUGAUGUUCAACGACAUUCGUUGAAAUCCAUGGAUUACAUGCUCUUCCAUUGUCCCUACGUGAAACUGGUUCAGAAAUCGUUGGCAAGAUUGGGUUAUCUGGAUUUCACCAGAGCCGAUUCUUCUAAUGAACAUCCUGACCUUGAAAGCUUUAGAGGGUUGAAAACUGAAGAAAGUUAUGGAAAUCGGGACUUGGACAAAGUAAUUGGCUCGAUUUUCAAGAGCGAUUACAAGUGUAAAACCGAAUCCUCCACGUUGGUCUCCAGUCAUGUUGGAAACAUGUACACGGCGUCUCUUUACGCGUGUCUCUGCUCUCUUAUUUUGCAUCAAAAAUCUUCGGACUUGGCGGGAAAAAGACUGGGGAUGUUUUCUUACGGAUCUGGAUUGGUGGCGUCCAUGUUUGCCCUUCGUGCGACUGAAAACGUAGCCGCUAUAGAGAAGAUGGCGAAAAUUUUGUCACAUGUUCCUCGUCGACUUGAGACGAGGAUUCAGAGAAGUGCAGAGUUUUUCCACGAAGCUCUCGAUUAUCGAGACAAAACUGCUCACCAAGGUUCCUUCAUUCCAAAAGCAUCAUUGGAAGAACUCAGUCCGGGGACGUGGUACUUGGUUUCCGUGGAUGAGAAGCACCGGCGGAAAUACGAGCGCCGUGUUUGA